UUUAUUUUUGGAUGAACUAACCCUUUAACCCUGUAAAGCCUUCAAAGACCUAUGGUUCUUUCUAAAUGUACAUUAGUUAUUUAAGGUGAAUUCUUUCAUUUGGUAGUUCUGUAGCUUAACAGCAUACAUCAGGAUCUAGCUUUCUUGAAUGCUGAUGUAAAAUAGCCAUUGUCAUAGUGGAUGCAGUAUGUAAAGUUGUAGACCUUUGACAAUCACAGAAUGUAUUGGUAGUUUAUGACUUUUUGAAAUGCAGGUUUGUUCACAUAUUAUAUUUAACACUGUGACUGUUAUAUCUAGUUGUCAUUGUGGAUCUCAUAAUACCAUUGGAUCGGGUUGGAGUUCCACUUUUCCAGAACAUGAGCCAAAUCUAUGUCUGUAUUCAAAAACAAAUAGAUUUUAUGUGUCGAGUUUACUUUCUGAAGUUGCUAUGUGUAUACAUACAUUUUCUUGUCAUACAGGGCCUCGCAGUUUUAUGCAUCAUCUGUAUUUCUAACAUUAUCCUUGCAUCAACACGUCUUUAAAAAACAACUUGCCCCCACAAGGCACUAUCUUGAAUAAUGAAGUCUGAGCUCCUGAUUAUCUGAUGCUCUGCACAGAGAUCAUCUCCAGCUUUAAGCUCUUCUCUAUAACCUGUGGUCUAACUGAGAGAUUCACUAUGGUGGACAAGAAUAUAUACAUCGUUCAAGGGGAGAUUUCCGUUGUUGUUGCUGCUAUCAAGAGGAAUUCUAGAUGGAGUACCCAUACUCCUUUGGAUGAAGAACAGGACCCCCUUCUCAACAGCUUCAGCCAGUUGAAAGAGACCCUCAAUAACAUAAAAGAUCUUUCUGAUGUGGAACCCAACGUGUUUCUUAGACCUUUUCUGGAGGUGGUCCGCUCCGAGGACACAACUGGACCAAUCACAGGCAUUGCUCUCACAUCGGUCAACAAGUUUUUGUCAUAUGGCCUGAUAGAUGCCAAUCAUGAAGGGGCAGCAGAGGGCAUCGAGAAUAUGGCCGACGCAGUCACACAUGCGCGAUUCGUGGGCACCGACCCCGCUAGUGAUGAGGUGGUGCUGAUGAAAAUCCUCCAGGUUUUAAGGAGUUUGCUGCUGACUCCAGUUGGAGCCCAUCUGACCAAUGAGUCUGUCUGUGAGAUCAUGCAGUCCUGUUUCCGUAUAUGCUUUGAAAUGAGAUUAAGUGAGCUGCUGAGAAAGUCAGCUGAGCACACGCUGGUGGACAUGGUGCAGCUGCUCUUCUCCAGAUUGCCACAGUUCAAAGAGGAGGCCAAGAGUUAUGUGGGCACUAACAUGAAGAAGCUAAAGAUGAGAGCCGGGGGAAUGAGUGAGUCGUCCAAGUGGAAGAAACAGAAGCGUUCUCCCCGCCCCCCUCGUCACAUGGUACACAGUCCCUCAGGACAGAUGGAUCCAGGCCAGUCCAGUACCCUCACCAACAACCUUUCAGGUGGAGUUCCUUUCAUAGAGCAGCACAGUGGAGGUUCUUCUUCUCUUCCUGGUUCAGACAGUGCAGCUUCCUCCAUCUCCAGCCCCACCGCUGACAGUGGCUUAGACACCGGCUCUAAAACCACCUCAAAGGAAGAUCUCACAGACCUGGAGCAGAGCAGCUCAAUGGCCACCACUCCUGUGUCACCCUCCGCAGAGCCCGGCAGACUGGAGUCACAGUCGGAGGGCAGGGAAGUGGAGCGUGCCCAGUCUGCUUCAGUGGAGUCCAUUCCUGAAGUCCUGGGAGACCGAGACUUGCUGGCUGACCAGUCGGAUUCGCCAUCGGUCCACGACAUGGACUAUGUGAACCCCAGGGGAGUGCGCUUUACACAGUCCACCCAGAAAGAGGGUGCUGCUCUAAUCCCAUACGGUCUUCCGUGCCUGAGAGAGCUCUUCCGGUUCCUCAUCUCUCUCACCAACCCACAUGACCGCCAUAACUCCGAUGUGAUGAUUCACAUGGGCCUCCAGCUGUUGAACGUGGCCCUAGAAGCCGCACACAUCGCUCCCUAUCAGUCAUUGCUCUGUCUUGUCAAAGACGAGCUCUGUAGGCACCUCACACAGUUGUUAGGUGUGGAACGAAUGAACCUGUAUGCUGCCUCCAUACGCGUGUGCUUUCUUCUCUUUGAAAGCAUGCGAGAACAUCUCAAGUUUCAGCUUGAGAUGUACCUGAAGAAGCUAAUGGACAUCAUUACCUCAGAGAACCCUAAAAUGGCCUAUGAGAUGAAGGAGAUGGCUCUGGAGGCCAUCGUGCAGCUCUGGAGAAUCCCCAGCUUUGUCACAGAGCUCUACAUAAAUUAUGACUGUGACUUUUACUGCUCCAACCUGUUUGAGGACCUCACCAAACUGCUCUCUAAGAAUGCCUUUCCAGUGUCCGGGCAGCUCUACACAACCCAUCUCCUGUCACUCGAAGCCCUGCUGACAGUGAUCGACAGCACAGAGGCUCAUUGUCAGGCCAAAGUUCUCAACAGCGCUGCACAGCAGGACCAAUCAGAAUCCACGACAGUAGGAGGAGACAGCUCGGUCAUUACAAUCACUGAUUCAACAACAGAGGCUGGCAAAUAUGCACCCAGUUGUAAUGGACAGAACGCUGUGGUGUCAGAGACCAGGACUGCAUGUCCUCCCACCAGCGGUCAUCUGAUGGCAGAGAAGAUGAGAUUCGGUAGACAGGAUCAGGAGGAGGCAGACACAGAGAAGAAGAGCUUGAAGAAGCCUCACCGUUUCACCAGCUGUCUUCCAGACUCUCAGGAACUUUUAGAGAUCAAGAGCAAGAAGAAGCUUCUUAUCACGGGCACAGAGCAGUUCAAUCAGAAGCCCAAGAAGGGCAUUCAGAUCCUGCAGGAGAAAGGCCUGCUCAGCAGCCCCAUGGACAAUAAUGAAGUGGCCCAGUGGCUGAGAGAAAACCCCCGGCUGGACAAGAAGAUGAUCGGAGAGUUUAUCAGUGACCGCAGGAACACUGACCUGCUCGACAGUUUUGUCAACACAUUCACCUUCCAGGGCCUGCGCAUAGACGAGGCGCUCCGCUUGUAUCUGGAGGCAUUCCGUCUUCCUGGCGAAGCGCCUGUCAUUCAUCGGCUCUUGGAAACCUUCACCGACAACUGGCAACAAGUGAACGGUAAUCCCUUCCAGUCAAACGACGCUGGCUUCGCCCUGGCUUAUGCAGUCAUCAUGCUCAACACCGAUCAGCACAACCAUAACGUUCGAAAGCAGAACAUCCCCAUGACGUUGGAGCAAUUCAAGAAGAAUCUCAAAGGUGUGAAUGGAGGAAAUGACUUUGAUCAAGACAUGCUGGAAGACAUCUACAAUGCAAUCAAGAACGAGGAGAUUGUGAUGCCUGAUGAGCAGACGGGGCUGGUGAAGGAGAACUAUGUGUGGAGUGUUCUGCUGCACAGAGGAGCCUCGUCUGAAGGGAUGUUCCUGCAUGUGCCUGACAGCAGUUACGACCGCGACCUCUUCACCAUGACCUGGGGACCCACCAUUGCUGCCCUCUCCUACGUUUUUGACAAGAGCCUAGAUGACAAUAUCAUUCAGAAGGCCAUUGCUGGGUUCAGGAAAUGUGCCAUGAUCUCUGCACAUUAUGGCUUCAGUGAUGUCUUUGAUAACUUAAUCAUUUCACUCUGCAAGUUUACUACUCUCAGCUCUGAGUCUGUAGAGAACCUGCCCACUGUGUUUGGCAGUAACAGGAAGGCUCAGAUUGCUGCCAAGACCGUGUUCAGCCUGGCCCAUCGGCAUGGUGACAUUUUACGAGAGGGAUGGAAGAACAUCAUGGACUCCAUGUUGCAGCUUUUCAGGGCUGAGCUCUUACCAAAGUCCAUGGUUGAGGUUGAGGACUUUUUGGACCCAAAUGAGAAGAUUUCCUUACAACGUGAAGAGACACCAUCAAACAGGGGUGAGUCAGCUGUAUUGAGUUUUGUGAGCUGGUUAACACUGAGUGAACAGUCCGGGCACCGAGGCCCCUCCACUGAGAACCAGGAGGCCAAACAAGCUGCCCUGCUCUGCAUAAAGCACUGUGACCCAGAAAAGCUGAUUACUGAAAGCAAGUUUCUUCAACUGGAGUCUUUACAGGAGCUCAUGAAGGCUCUAAUCUCAGUGACCCCGGAUGAGGAAACGUAUGAUGAAGAAGAUUCAGCUUUUUGUCUUGAGAUGCUGCUGCGAAUUAUUCUUGAAAACAGGGACAGAGUAUCAUGUGUUUGGCAAACGGUACGGGAUCAUCUGUACCAGUUGUGCGUCCAUGCCAGUGAGAGCUGCUUCCUGGUGGAGAGAGCAGUGGUGGGAUUGCUCAGACUCGCCAUACGCUUAUUGCGCAGAGAGGACAUAGGCUCACAGGUUCUCCUCUCUCUUCGCUUGUUGUUGAUGAUGAAACCUUACGUCCUUAUCAGAGUCAGUCGAGAGGUGGCCUAUGGCUUGCAUGAGCUGCUUAAAACCAAUGCUGCCAACAUCCACUGCACUGACGACUGGUACACGCUCUUUACACUUUUGGAGUGCAUCGGGGCUGGGGUCAAACCUCCGGCUGCUCUACAGGUCACCGACAUCAACCCAGACAUCGACGCAGGUGCUCAGUCAGAUAGCGAACUGAGUUUAUAUCAUGAGAGCGAAGUUCGUCUUGAUCGGGGAUAUACGUCCGACUCUGAGGUUUACACUGAGCACAGCAGAUCCAGAAUGCCUCGUUCAGCUACUGAUGUGGAUGUAGGCUGGCUAGUGGUGGGUAAAGAGGAUUUGGAUGGAUCUAAGGCAGCAGGGACCCCAGCUUCAAAACCCUUGAGCCAUCCUCUCGUUAACCAGUACAGUUUAACUCUUGGGCAGGACAUGGGUUUGCAUGACACCAAAUCCCUGAUCAAGUGUGUGGACUCUCUUUCCUUCAUCGUACGCGAUGCCGCCCAUGUCACUCCAGAAAACUUUGAACUUUGUGUUAAAGCCAUACGAGUGUUUGUGGAGGCGAGCCUUAAUGGAGGCUACCGCGCCCACGAGAAGAGAAAGAGCCACAAAUACGACUCCAAAUCCAGCCGGCUCCGAAAGAAGCCGCGCGAGAAGGAAGGCACAUCACGGAGAACCAAAGCGUCCAGUCAGCGGCCCACCCGUUCCCAUAGCGACGAUGAGGAAGACGAGGGCGUGCCGGCCAGUUACCACACGGUGUCUUUUCAGGUUAGUCUGGACUUGUUAGACCUGAUGCACACACUGCACACUCGAGCAGCCGGCAUCUACAGCUCUUGGGCAGAGGAACAGCGCCAUCUAGAGGAUGCUGGCAGAAAAAUCCAGGCGGAUUCUCAAACACUGUGGUCCAGCUGCUGGUGUCCACUUCUUCAAGGGAUGGCAUGGUUGUGCUGUGAUGCACGGAGGCAAGUCCGGAUGCAAGCUCUCACCUACCUACAGAGGGCACUUCUUGUACACGAUCUACAAACUCUGGAUGCAGUGGAGUGGGAGUCCUGCUUCAACAAGGUCCUGUUUCCUUUGCUGACCAAACUCCUAGACAACAUCAGUCCAGCUGAUGUGGGAGGCAUGGAGGAGACCAGGAUGAGGGCCUGUACACUGCUUUCUAAGGUGUUCCUGCAGCAUCUCUCUCCACUGCUUUCUCUGCCCACGUUUGCUGCCCUCUGGCUCACCAUUUUAGACUUCAUGGACAAGUACAUGCACGCUGGCUCCAGCGAUCUUCUGCUGGAGGCCAUCCCUGAGUCUCUGAAGAACAUGCUGCUGGUGAUGGACACAGCAGGGAUCUUUCACAGCGCUGACUCCCGUACAGGCUACUCAGACUUGUGGGAAAUCACCUGGGAGAGAAUUGACUGUUUCCUGCCCCGUCUGAAGGAAGAGCUCUUCAAACAGGCUGUCAUUCCAGAACCUGUAUGUAAUGUUCCUGUGGAGCCUGUCCCGCCGCCUGCUGCUGUUACUCCCGCCUCUCCCCCUGUGCCAGCCCCCUCACCAGUGCCAGCUGCCCCCGCAGAGCCAAACAUCCACAGCAGACCUGCAUCUCCUCAGGAUAUGCCCACACCUAGUGCCAACGGAACAGACAGAUCAUCUCCAGUUCCUCCCUCAAAACCACCGAUGCCCACUCCAGCGAAGACGAGUCCUCCUGAGUCCCCGCCGCGUCCUCUGGGCCAGUCUCCACUCAUCCUGCAGCCGCUCGCCUCUCCUCUGCAAGUGGGCGUCUCCCCGAUGUCCCUGCCAAUCAUUCUGAACCCGGCUCUCAUAGAGGCUACCUCACCAGUGCCCCUGCUGCCCCGCCCCUCCAACGACUGACCCGCCCCUCAAACAUAAGCCCAAAAAAGUGCCGCCACGUCUGAGGGAGAAACAGUGGAAGCAGCAUCUGAUGUGACUGUUCUCCUGCACGUGUGCACUCGCUGUAGCCCACACUAUUAAAUUAUGUAACAGCAGGACCUGGAAUAAGAGUGCAUGGAGGACAUCGACAUGCAUGGUUGCCUUUCCUCAUUUCAGACAUCAAAGCAACUCCCAAACUGCUCAGACUCGAAUGUGCCUCUGUUAAGAGAUGUUUCAUACUGUAGAUGAUCCUAUUUAUUCAAAACAGGAGGUACCACGCUGGAGGACAGUUCAUUAUAGACAAGACUAGAUCAGAGCUCCCGUCAGAGCAGAUUUUAAUACAUCAAUACUCAGUUGUUACUCUUGAGAUUUACUCAGGCAGUGAUCACUUUAAUUAUAAAGUUUCACCGUAAAUUGCUCCAUAGGAAACGAAAAAGAUGUAGCCACGUAAAAUGUUUGCCAUUCAUGGUUCAUUUGAAAAUUGAAAGCAUAGUUCACCCAAAAAACUAAAUUCUAUUAUUAUUUACUCACCCUCAUGCCAUUCCAAAAUCUGUAUGAAUUUCUUUCUUCUAUAGAAAUGUUGUAGAACUUCUGGUGGAAAUCGCCCAUUGAUUUUCUAUUGUAUGGACCAGGGUUUUUCUUUAAAUAUCUUUGAUGAAAGAAUGUCAUACAGGUAUGGAACAACAUGAGGGUGAGUAAAUGAUUACCGAAUGUUCAUUUUUGGGUAAACUCUACAUUUGUUCUUUUGGUUAAAAACAAUAAAAUCUGGCUUAUAAUGACGCCACAUAAUUCAUUAUCCUGCAUCUCUACGACAUUCCAGACACCUCACUGAUGUUUCUCAACUAAACAAACCAGCUGUGUGUCAGCAUUUGUUUUAUUUUGAUGGGUAUUUUUAUCCGCGAGUUGUCUUAAAGAGAGCUGGUUUUGUUUCUCACGUUUAUGUUGUUUUGCUGAGGCACAUCUGCUCUUUGAAGCUUACCCUUUCAAGAAUUUCUCCUGGACAAUAGAUCAUUUCUUCCAAAUAAAUGUUUCAUCAGUUGUAUCCCUUUAUUGUCUUGAUCUCGGCUCUGGAAGUCCACGGAUCACUUCUAUGAGCCACUUGGUAUGAAUUAAUGAAUGCUUCGUGAGAAGUCGAAUCUUAAAAAUCCACUAAUAAAAAUAUAAUAACUCUAACCUGCACCUCCGCUUCCAUCAGCCAAGAGCUCAAGAGCUUCAAGUGAUCAGCGUAUAUGACCCUGAGACUCAUGCUAUGUUUGGAUCAGUACAGAGACUGUAGGUUCUUUAAGGAAUGAUACUGUAAUUUAUUGUAUAUCGUCCAUGCCGUGACUGCAGAUCAGUGAUCACACCUUCACAAACCUAAGAGGUGGCCGAAGACAGAAAUAGGUUUGAUAGAGAUAUAUAUAUGAAUAAAAGUUCAUGUACUUUUUACAAUGUAAUAAAUAUAUGGUAAAAUAUAAA
Carassius gibelio (silver crucian carp) is the source of this 7681-nucleotide messenger RNA. Its product is annotated as Golgi-specific brefeldin A-resistance guanine nucleotide exchange factor 1. NCBI's taxonomy places the organism in Eukaryota, Metazoa, Chordata, Actinopteri, Cypriniformes, Cyprinidae. The transcript is spliced from 40 exons. The record is from RefSeq and is a predicted model, not a curated record. Gene Ontology annotation, biological process: regulation of ARF protein signal transduction. Bases 584 to 6205 code for a protein of 1873 amino acids. Gene Ontology annotation, molecular function: guanyl-nucleotide exchange factor activity.